Molecule: messenger RNA, 594 nt
Organism: Penicillium alfredii
Lineage: Eukaryota; Fungi; Ascomycota; Eurotiomycetes; Eurotiales; Aspergillaceae
Exons: 1
Coding region: 1-594 (197 amino acids)
Source: RefSeq, a predicted model, not a curated record
AUGGAGAGUCCCAGUGGAGGCAGUGGAGCUCCGGCCAUCGCCUUCAUCUCGGGCCCUGUCGAUACCGGCCCCGAUGAAGCUUACUUUCAUACCCACUAUGUGCCCCGAAUCAACCACGCCAUCGACUGUGGCCACCACUUCGUCAUCGGCCCGCUCCCACGCGGGGUUGAUGCCGACGCCCUUGCGUAUCUCCUCGCGUACUCCGUUGCCCCCAGUCGAGUCUCCAUCUUUGUGACACCCGCCGAAGAUGGGAUGUGGGGCGCUCACUUCCGUUCGUUUGGCGUCCAUGUGCAGGUGGUUGACGGGCAAAUGAGCCGCGAUCGCGAUGCUGCUCUCACCCAGGCCAGUACAUACGACAUCCUCCGACUACGAACUGCGGACGAGGCACGGGUAUUUUAUGGUCGUCUAUGGCGAGAAGGAUAUGUGACCAACACGGAGCGCAAUUGGAAGCGACGUCGGGGGAUUCCAGAGGAUGCCGUGGUUGGCGUGGACGAGAUCAACCAAACCAUGGGAGACGUGUCCAACGUGCCCAAUCCCAGACAUCAGGGUACCUUGGCCCGGUGGGUGGACGAAUUGUUGAGACGCCAUCAGUAA